This is a messenger RNA of Colletotrichum truncatum, 1005 nucleotides long. Its product is annotated as Lovastatin nonaketide synthase 3. NCBI's taxonomy places the organism in Eukaryota, Fungi, Ascomycota, Sordariomycetes, Glomerellales, Glomerellaceae. The record is from RefSeq and is a predicted model, not a curated record. Gene Ontology annotation, molecular function: fatty acid synthase activity; phosphopantetheine binding. Gene Ontology annotation, biological process: fatty acid biosynthetic process; secondary metabolite biosynthetic process.
AUGGGGUGCAGCACCACCUGUGUGUCUGGCAACGUCGAAGAUAUCUCAGAUGUUGAAGCCGCCAUCAACGCAGCCCUGCCUGCCCCUGAAGGCCUUGCUGGGAUUUUCCACAUGCCCAUGUUACUUCGAGACCGUCCCAUGGAUGAGAUGUCCUGGGAGGAUUGGUCCGCUGCCGUUGGGCCUAAGGUCGUCGGAGCGCAAAACAUACAUGCUGUUUUACAGUGCCAGAAACCAAAGCUUGAUUUCUUCCUACUUCUAAGCUCGGUCAGCGGGAUCGUUGGUCAGCGAGGCCAGGCUAAUUACAACGCCGCCAACACUUACCUGGACGCUUUCGCUGUCUACCGUCGUAGUCUAGGGCUUCCCGCCAGCGUACUUGAUCUCGGCAUCGUAAGGUCCGUUGGAGCUGUAGCGCGGGAUAGAAGACUUGCGGCUCAGUUCCACAAGGCCGGCUAUGUGUAUUUAGGAGAAAAGGCUGUCAUGCGCGCUAUCGCCAUCACAAUCCAGCCAGCCGCACCACCGCAACUUGUCUUGGGUAUGGUUUCUGACCCCAGCACAGGAACCCAAACGAAUCAAUUUAUUUGGGAGCGUGAUCCGAGGAUGGCUAAGGCUUUUAUCGGCCCCCAUUAUGAUGAGAAUGUCAACACCGAGGACAUGACUUUGACCAAGUGUCAUGAGUUCAUUCACUUUGCGCGAGAACAGCCGGAUCAACUCAAUACAACAAAAAGCCAAGUUUCACUAGCUUCAUUACUAGGAAGAGCCCUGCUUGGGUUCCUUGUCAAACCGCUGGAGCAGCUAUCUCUUACAACGAGCAUGACUUCCCUGGGCUUGGACUCGUUCGCAGCGGUUGAGCUGACUGCUUGGGUUCAGCAGCAAUUUGACAUUCGGCUGCCGCCGAGCGAUGUCAACUCAGGCAUCAACCUACUACAAUUGGCCGAUAAAGUGAUUAGCAAUCUGUUAGAUAAGUAUCAAUCGGCGGAUUCAGUGUCUAAAACGCCUAGCAAUUAG